AUGGAAGGAGAGAGAAGUGUCAAUCCCAAUUAUGACCUCCAAGUUUCAUUCACCAACACCCCUCAAGCCAUCCAUGAAAUGGGUUUUGUCCAAUUUGAAGAAAAUCAGGUUCUUAGCUUCUUGGCACCCUCAGCUCAAUCCCAAUCUUCUCAGCUCUCUCAGUCUCUAAACCCUGGUGGCGGCAGUAAUACCGUCGCCGCCGCUACCACCACCACUACUUCUGGAUCCGUCGCAACAAUUGGUUUUAACCAUAAUGACCUUGUAUCCAGAACUUCUUGGAAUAAUGAACAGGUGAGAACACUGGAUCCUAAAGCUGUCAAUGAUGAAAAUUGCACCGGAAAUACUAGUGAUGGCAGCAACACAUGGUGGAGAAGUGCAGGGUCAGAGAAGAACAAGGUGAAAGUGAGGAGGAAGCUGAGAGAGCCACGGUUUUGUUUUCAGACAAGAAGUGAUGUGGAUGUGCUUGAUGAUGGUUACAAAUGGAGGAAGUAUGGUCAGAAAGUUGUGAAGAAUAGUCUUCACCCUAGAAGUUACUACCGUUGUACUCACAACAACUGUAGGGUGAAGAAAAGAGUUGAACGACUCUCAGAAGAUUGUCGCAUGGUGAUAACCACGUAUGAAGGAAGACACAACCAUUCUCCUUGUGAUGACUCAAAUUCAUCGGAACACGAAUGUUUCUCCUCUUUUUGA
Molecule: messenger RNA, 690 nt
Organism: Sphenostylis stenocarpa
Lineage: Eukaryota; Viridiplantae; Streptophyta; Magnoliopsida; Fabales; Fabaceae
Source: the annotation of a GenBank genome assembly